GAGAAAAUCACUCAACCUCACUUUUCUUCCUCCUCGCCUCUCACCCUCUCAUUUUUCUAUGUAAGAACAUGAAACCCUACUUCUGCAAUGGUGAACUGAACCCAAACCCUGUCUUCCUUUUCUAUCAUCAUAGAUCAUAUCCCCAUCAUGAACUCUUUUCUUUCAUCACCAUCAACAGUUCUUUUAGUUGUCAUACUCAAAAUCAACAAAACCCUUAAAAACCUAGAAUCAAAAUCUGGUUUGUUUCUCAAUAAUUGAGUACAAAAUCAACUCGAACCUCACUGUCACUUCACAGAUCGAAACUCACUGUCAGCAAUCCAUGCUUUAUCCUUAACCCUUAUCUUAAAAUCGAAACCCAUGUAUCAGCGGAAAUUAAAAUGAAACUCUGUAAACCUAGGUCUAGUUUUUUUUGCUCCUGAAAUUAUCAGGUAAGGUGUUUCCUUUUCUACUUUUCCUUACACAAUUCAUCAAGUUGGUUGAAGAUCUCUUCUCCUAAUGUUGAGGAGAACAUCUUUAACUUCUCAAAGAAGGGUUUAAUCUCAUCAUAGAUUGGUAUUGGUUUCAUGAUUCUCAUGGCUAUGAAGUCUUAUAUUUGGCUACAAACUUCUGAUGGUUCCAUCCAGCAAGUAGAAAAAGAGGUGGUUACAUUCAUCCCAAUGAUUUGUAGAGAGGUGCUAGAAAAUAGCAUGGGAUCAACUAAGAACUGCGCUAACAUCUCAAAGCAUGCCAUAUAAAUCCUGGUCACAUACCUUUAUUUUACUUAAAAGUCAUGCAGUCUAACUCAUUAAUUUUAGAGGGAGUUACCAUUUUUCGGGCCACCGGAUAUGUAAAAUUCUUCUUGAUAUUGCUUUAUUUUUCAGUGUGGCGCAACAUCUCCCAGGUUUGGAGCUUAUCGAAGGGGACAGUUGUAGUGAAAUUUAAUGCCUAUGAGAAUGUAAAUUUGGUAUGUGUGGUCUGAUAAGCUGCUAUCAUGUCUACAACUCUUGACCAGAGUAGUGCCCACUGAAUUUCUUUGUUACUAUUUGCGUUGUAGUACUAACCUAUAUUCGGUUAGUAUGUUGCAGAACAAACUAUUAGUGUCAAUGACGAUAACAAAGUUGGAAAUGUCAGAAAGCCAUUAAUCUGUCUUAGUCAGCUCUUCUUAUUGCUUGUUAUGAUUGCUGCAUCUUCGUAUGGUUUUUUGUUGGUUAUUUGCUUAAGUUCUAAAGACACGAACACUAUUCAGUAGAGACACAUUUAUGAGAGCUAAAAAAAUUGUUUGCCUAUUUUACUAAUUGUUUUCUACUAUGGAUUACAGGCUAUGAAGAUUGCAGGUAUCUUAUUCAUCGGGGUUCCUUGACAUGUUCAAGUACGCCAUUUUAACCAAGAUGGAAGUGCUGAAUUUGAGUCUAGGAGGCCCUGAUUACUCGGCUCUUCUUUUUGUUAAGAUGCUAGGAGAACAACUAUUUCCGCUCGUCAAGAGCAUCGAGCACGAUUUUGCAGGCAAGCUCUUAGAGAUGGAUAAAACCGAAGUGCUCCAUCUGUUACCCAGAUGCUUUGAAGAAAAAAGUUUCAGAAGCCAUGGCCGUUUUGGAGCGAACUGGACGCAUGUUUUGAGGAGAUUUCUUACAAGUUGCUUUCUUGCGAAUUUUUUUAUGAAACUUGUUGUAUCUGUUCAUGUCAAGGUAUCUUCUUCAUCGGGGUUGCUUGACAUGUUCAAGUAUGCCAUUUCAACCAAGAUGGAAGUGCUGAAUUUGAGUCUAGGAGGCCCUAAUUACUCAGCUCUUCUUUUUGUUAAAGGAUUCAUAAAGAAAAUAAUAUCUCAAGAACAUGGAGCUUAUAAUCUUGUUGAGCUUUUAUGUAAAGAUGGACAUGGGAGAUAUCCCUAACAUUGAAGCUGCAGUGGUUCUUCCAAAUGAAGUCAAAUAAUUCUUUCGUUUUUCUUUUUUGUUUUCACUGAAUUGUAUUGUAGAUUGUAUAAUUAUGUUUUAGGUAUAAACUUAAUUGUACUGCAGGCCUGUAAACUGAGUACAGAUCCAUGAUGAUGAACAUGCCUGUAAACUGGGAGCCCAGGUCCAUAAUAAUGACCUGGGCUACCCAUUUUUUUUUUAGUUGUAAUUUGAAGUAUUGUAACGGAUAUAACUGAAACAACAAAUGUAAGUAAAAGCAACACGUGUCGUCAUCUCA
Molecule: messenger RNA, 2166 nt
Organism: Papaver somniferum (opium poppy)
Lineage: Eukaryota; Viridiplantae; Streptophyta; Magnoliopsida; Ranunculales; Papaveraceae
Exons: 9
Coding region: 1341-1868 (175 amino acids)
Molecular function (GO): RNA binding
Source: RefSeq, a predicted model, not a curated record